AUGGAAAAUCCAGACAGAACGACCACAGUGAAGGGGAGACCACCCCAGAGUGAGCUCAACUUGUCUCUGUAUCGUCUUUCUUCCGAGUACAGUGGGUUGGUGUGUAAACGUGGAGACAUCGUCCUGCGUCAUAAACACGACGGUGGUGUUUCGCCACGUUCAGAAGAAGACUAUGAAGGAAAUACAUCGGCGGAUUCAGAAGAAAGUGUUUUUGCUGCAGAUAAACACGAAUACAUAGAUUCAGGGUGUGUUUUUCCUGAAGAUACACAUGAAUACACAGAUUCAGACAUUUGUGUUUUUCCUAGAGAUAAACAUGAAUACACGGGUUCAGAAAGAUGUGUUUUGCCCAGAGAUAAACAGCAAUACAACGUGACAGAAGGACGUGUUUUUCCCAAUGAUAAGUACGAAUACACAAAUUCAAAAGGAUGUGAUUUUCCUGGAGAUAAACGUAAAUACACAGAUAAACAGCAGUGCAUUGUGACAGAAGGAUUUAUUUCUCCAGGAGAGAACUAUGGAUACACAAAUUCAGAAGGAUGUGUUUUUCCUGGAGAUAAGUUCGAAUACACAAAUUCAGAAGGAUUUUCUGGAGAUAAACACAAGUACAGUGGCACGAAUGGAUGUGUUUUUCCAGGAGACAGACACAAAUACACAGUCACAGAAGGACAUGUUAUUCCAGGAGACAGACACAAGAACACUGACACGAAAGGAUGUGUUAUUCCAGGAGAAAAACACAAAUACAUUGACACAGAAGGACAUGUUUUUCCUGGAGAUAAGUACGUGGUGCAGGCGCCUGACUCCGGCGUGGUUGGAUCUGCGUUUGCUGAUCUGUGGGACGCAUCCACGAGCGACGUUGACGACCAUGAUAUGGAUGAGUCCGUGUCGCAUCUGUGGAUGAACGAGUCCGGGUCAACGGAUUCGUGUCUUGCUGACGGCCAUCACGAGUCUAGGUCAGUGGGUUCGUGCCUCGCUGACGGCCGUCACUUGUUUAGGUCAACGGGUUCACGUCGCGCUGAAGAACCAGCAAUGUGGACGUCGUGCAAAACGAUGCGAGGUUUCCACAACAAGGCGUUUGCGUACCCCGACCAUCUGGACGGCGUGAUGGAACAAGACCAGUCUGUGUACACCGACGACGACGGCGACUUUGACUACGACGACUCGACGACGUGUCCGCCCAGUGAAGACAGCGAGGAGGAAGGACGCAACACGAUCGGCCGGUUCGCCACGCGCCGCCUGUCGCAGACUCUACUCAAGAUGGGCAUCAGUCAUCAGGACGAGACGAAGCAGACUCCAGCAACCACGGACUCGUCCGUCAGGAUGACCAAUCACGUGAGUACGCACGUGUCACGUGACUACAUGCAGAGCUUCGUCACGGGGAUGGUGGUCGUCGAGGUGGACGGGAAACCCGUGGUCGUGGUAGCCGACCAGAUCAACCAAUGCGUGAAGGCGUUCUAUCUCGACACGGAAGGACGGGACCACGACUGGCUGCGACUCUGCAACUGGCCGAGCUCGAUCACGGCUCUCAGCUGUAGGAAGCAGGAGCUGGUGGCGGUGAACAUCCCCUUCCCACACCACAUCGACAUCGUGCGGGUGUCGCCCCGGCUGAAAAUCGUCCACAAGAUCAAGCUGAUGAAGGAAUACUUCUGCCUGGCCAGUCUGGACAGCAACACUCUCGUCGCGUCCUCCGUGUGGGAGGACCCGCCCACCAUCGACAUCCUCAGACUGAGAUGGCGCGAGACGGUCACCUUGACCGUAAUUCGAUCCAUCGUCAUCCGCCAGUCCUUCCUCUCACUGUGCAACGACCCGCUGUACGUGAACACGACGAGACGUCACAGACGCAUCCUGCUCGUCGACUGGGAGUCCAGCGGCUUGGUCUGCAUGGACGAAUUCGGGUCUCUGAAAUUCAAAUACACGAACGACAGCAGCAGCAACAGCGAGAGCGUCCAGCAGACGAUGCAGCCCCACUCUGUGACGUGCGACUCGCGGGACAACAUCUACGUCACAGACGCCGAACAAAACCGAGUGGUGCAGUUGGCGAGAAACGGCGAGUUUUUACGAGACGUGUUGACGGUGGAACACGGUAUAGACGAACCGAGGCACGUGGCGGUGGAUCGCCGUGGCAACAUGUACGUGUCCCAGUUUAACGGCGACGUGAAGGUUUUCUCUCUAGACCCUCCUCUGGUGACAAGGAGUCGGACACUGUUUGAGAGGCUGGGAUGCUGCUUCUACAAAUAGUCAAACGUGAAAACGCACGUAAACAUAUGGGACAAGGGCCCCCUUCCACGAAGCGAUCUUAGCCCUAAGAUCAACUUAAAUGCAUAGGGUAGCUAUGCGCCUAAGGUAAUUUUAGGGCUAAGAAUCCUUCGUGGAACGGGGCCCAGGGACCUAAUUCACUAAACUCUCGCAACUUUGCGAUAUCGCAGUGCAAUGCUAAAAGACUUGCAAAGAGGAUGCUUUGUUGUCUAGCAGAUCUUAAGAGACCUUUGUGAAUUAAGCCCCAGUUGUUCAAGUGUUGCAUCUCACUACACGGAUGUCAUCUGCCAUUGAAAUCCAUGGUAAAUUGCCCAACUUCAAAUGAAGAUUGCCAAUAGAACGGGUUCUCGUUGGCACUAACAACAUAGACUAUUGCGAAUAUACAUUAUAUACGGAUUUAUUUUCACUCCAAAAAUUUGAAUAUUUCCGUCUCAAUUUUUGUUGCUAUAUGACAGCAUCUGGCUCUAGUACCGGUCCGAACAGGUGGCUCAUUAACCAAUUCACCCUGGCUGGCUGUCUCUUCCGCUAUACACCCAUGUCUCAGGAAAGUCAAUGCACAGUAUUACAAAAUAACAUGGGCAGAAUUCAGCCAGACGGCUUACCAUUAAAAAUACAAAUUGUUUCAAUUCUUUUCUCCAAUUACUUGAAGUUAAUAUGUGAACCACAACGUAUUAUGUCACAAUUAGAAACUAUAGUGGACUGUGAUCAAUGAACUCUCACCAUGAAGUGAACUGUGUAGUGAGACCUUAGUUAUCUUAAAGGUUUAAAUUGUAAUAAAAGUAUGAACUUUGUAUAGUUUAAAACUAAUUUAUUGUAUACAUUUUAUUGUAAAAUGUGUUACACCUUGUUUUGCUUUCACGUCAGUUCCGCAAAGCGUCUUACAAAAUAUCUAAACUUUGCUAAUAUUACCAGUAAACAAACGCAAAUGACGUCAUUUUUCAAGAGAAAAUUCAUACAACUAUGUCACUAGACUCAAGAGUGUUACCUUUUGGUCGGUUUUCCUUUUAUACAAAAAGCUAUUUAAGGCAAAAUUUUCAAUUUUUUUUUUUAUAAAAUUGAAAUGUGCUAUUUUGUCUGUGGGAUGGUGCAUAUAAAAGACCCUUUGCUACUGAUGGAAACAUUACCAAAUGUUUGACAUCCAA
Molecule: messenger RNA, 3392 nt
Organism: Gigantopelta aegis
Lineage: Eukaryota; Metazoa; Mollusca; Gastropoda; Neomphalida; Peltospiridae
Exons: 1
Coding region: 1-2232 (743 amino acids)
Molecular function (GO): protein binding
Source: RefSeq, a predicted model, not a curated record